This is a messenger RNA of Ipomoea triloba (trilobed morning glory), 905 nucleotides long. RefSeq lists its product as uncharacterized. Lineage: Eukaryota; Viridiplantae; Streptophyta; Magnoliopsida; Solanales; Convolvulaceae. The transcript has 5 exons. Bases 91 to 687 code for a protein of 198 amino acids. Gene Ontology annotation, molecular function: mRNA binding; protein binding. The record is from RefSeq and is a predicted model, not a curated record.
AUUAAAUGUCUGCCACGUCUUCCACCACAUUUUUGCUUUCUCUUCUCCAUACCACUGACCAAAACCAGCAAGAAAUCUCAGCCCAGAAACAUGGAACUCACCACCACUACCCAGUCUCUUUCCCAUGCCAAAAUCCCCAAACUCUUCUCCAAUGGGGGCACUUUUUUUGCCCAGAACUCUGUGAAUUUCUUGGGGUAUAAUUGCCUGCCAAGAAACCUGCAAUGCAGUGCCAAACAUCUCAGGAGUCUUGGAGCCAUUCAUGCUUCUGAGGGACAGAAUACCUCCACUGCUGUUUCCAUUAAAUGGCUUCUUGAACCUGUUGGUGAUGGAGAUACAAAGCACAUAGGUUAUCCCACUGCAAUGCCAGGUGCAUUUGAGAUCAGCUCUGGUGCAGUAACAGUCGGGCGCGUCUCUGAGAAGGCAGAUAUGGUGAUUCCAGUUCCCACAGUAUCUGGUGCGCAUGCCCGCCUCAGGCACACCGAGGACUGUCUCGUGGUAACGGAUUUAGACAGCACGAAUGGCACUUUCAUUGACGAGAAGCGCCUCAGACCCGGUGUUGCUGCUGCUGCAUUGCCUGGAACUCGUAUCACGUUUGGGGAUACUCAUCUAGCAAUAUUCAGAGUCUCGAAGCUCGAGAAGGUUGAUGAUGCUCCUGAAGAACAAGAAGAGUCUGCAGAGGCUAGCUAGAAGAAGCCUGGGAUCCAUAAUUGCUGUGUGUUGCAGACCACAAUGAAUAAUUGCAGAUGUAGUAGUCAUGUACAUUUUUGUGUUCCUCAGCUCAUCUUCCAUGUCCUUAAUUGUGCUCUUUAACUAUGCACAUUUUAGCAGUGCUGAGGUUUUUUGUUUUGUUUUGUUUCAUGAACAAGAAAUCAGUUUAGUAUAUUUCAUACCUGCAUAAACAUACA